AUGAACGGCUACCCCUACCCCUCGCGGCCCUUCCCGGCCAACUCCAACGGGCCCGGCAUCAUGGCCAUGGGCCCGGACGCCAUGGACACGUACGACGCCCAGGAGAGCCAGUCGCUCGACGACAUCGUCUCGCAGAACAACAAGGCGAACCGCCGCCAGAGCAUCCCCGUCUACGCCCGCGCCCAGCACCAGCACAUGCAUCUGCAGAGCCCCGAGUCGCGCCGCCUGUCCAUGCUCAGCUUCGGCGACCCCAAUGCCCGCGACAUGGACGGCUUCCAGUUCGACAUGUCGCCCUCGACGGCCAUGGACGGCAUGAUGCGCACCUCGACGUCGUUCCCGCGCACCGCCUCCGCCAUGCACAACCCGCGCAACACCCCCGCCGGCCUGGCCAUCAACACGCAGUUCGCAAACAACACGUCCCCGUACGGCGCCAUGCCCGCCCCGCCCUCCGCCUACGCCUCGCCCAUGCACCCCGACGUGGCCCUGGACAUGGACAUGAGCCCCUACCCUACCAACAUGAACAUGCCGCUCGACAUGGACGACUCGCUCAACAUGAUGCCCGCCGACAUGAACAUGUACCAGAACAACCAGUUCAACUCGCCCAUGAUGGGCUCGCCGCUCAACCCCGACGUCGUGAGGCCCAUGCCCGUCCCCCGCCAAGACGCCAACAUGUCUGCCAUGCAGCCUCGCGACCGCUUCAAGAGCGAAUCGCAGAGCGCCACCCCCGAGGCGCGAUCGGUAUCAGGGCCCCCUGCGCAUCUGAGUCGCUCCAGCAGUCAGGACCAGAGCAGCAUAUGCUCCACGUCCAGGCCGCAGAGCGUGCAGCACUCGUCCUCCAAGGGCGCCGAUUUCCCCACGCAGAUGAGCAUUACCUCGCUCAAGAACCAGCAGCCGGUAGCCCAGAACCCAGAGAUCGACCUCCCGCGCGACAAGCUCGACAAGCUCCAAAAUCUCGUCAACAACAACCUCCCCUGGGCCACGCCCCAAGGCGGAUUUCCUUCCACCAUGAACUCGAACCCGCACAUGAAGACGCAGUUUAAGAACGCAUAUUCGUCGACGGGCUUUGACAUGCUUGGCGUGCUUAUACGCGUAGCUACAAGACAGAAUCCCCAGAUCGACAUUGGCUCGGUAGAUCUGUCGUGUGCUUUCGUAGUGUGCGACGCCAGCAUGGACGACGUUCCCAUCGUGUACUGCUCUGAUAACUUUGAGCGUCUUACGGGCUACACCAAGCACAUGAUCUUGGGCAGAAACUGCCGCUUCCUUCAAUCGCCCGACGGGAAAGUCGAGUCUGGCGUCAAACGCAAGUAUGUCGACGACGACUCGGUCCUGUACUUGAAGAACACCAUCACCGCUCGGACAGAAGCGCAGAUCAGCCUGAUCAACUACAGGAGGGGCGGGCAGCCGUUCAUGAAUCUGCUGACCAUGAUACCCAUUCCUUGGGAGCCAGGGGGGCCUAUCAAGUUCUUCGUUGGGUUUCAGGUCGAUCUUGUGGAACAGCCGGGAGCUAUGACCAACAAGAACGCAGACGGAUCGUUCAGGGUUAACUACCAACGCGGCAUGUCCAUGCCAAGUUACGUCUUUAAUGAUGUGCAGAAGCCGAUGCCAGAGCAGGGACAGACCAUCUCCAAGGAUGAGGUCUCCAACGUGCUUGCUACCUAUGGUGGCUCCGGAGACUCGGAAAUCACGCGACGCAUCUGGGACAAGGUUCUGCUUGAAAACACCGAUGACGUCGUUCAUGUCCUGUCCCUCAAAGGACUCUUCAUGUAUCUAUCGCCAUCUAGCAACAGGAUACUCGAGUACGAGCCCAGUGAACUCAUUGGCACCGCUUUGUCGUCUGUCUGCCAUCCUAGCGACAUCGUUCCAGUCACGCGAGAACUCAAGGAGACGUCGAAUGGUGGAUCGGUCAAUGUGGUGUUCCGCAUACGACGAAAGAAGAGUGGAUACAUGUGGUUCGAAGGUCACGGUUCAUUGCACACCGAGCAAGGCAAAGGUCGCAAGUGCAUCAUCUUGGUAGGUCGCGAACGUCCGGUGUACACACUCAGCAAGGCCAUUGUCCGUGAGUCCGGCGGUAUUGGAGACAACGAGUUAUGGACCAAGAUGUCAACAUCCGGCAUGUUCUUGUUUGUCUCGUCCAACGUUCGCCAACUACUAGAUAAACAACCUGAAGAUCUUGUCGGAACUAGUAUUCAGGCGCUUAUGCGGCAAGAGUCCAAGGUCAACUUUGGGCGCAUCCUGGAGCUUGCAAGAGGUGGAAGAAAAGGCGAAGUCAAGCACGAAAUGAUCAACAAAAGAGGACAGGUCCUACAGGCCUUCACCACAAUCUACCCUGGAGACGCCACCGAGGGCCAAAAACCGACCUUUGUCGUUGGGCAAACGCGAUUAUUGAAGUACUCAAGAAACAGCACCAAUAGUCGGCCGUCGAUGUAUACCACCAAGGAUCGCAACGCGGGAGGCUCUCAAAAUCCAGCGUCUACAGUCUUUUCUGGUGCCUCCCCAAUGCAUGGGUCUGCGUCUGGACAGAACACGCCAGUAACUGCCUCGACCGAUGCUCGUUUCGUUACCACCGAAGAAUGCCCAGCUACGUAUGCUGGUCAUAACGGCUUACGGCUUGGACACCAAGACCAGACACUCGCCUCCGAUGACAACGUGUUCGACGAGCUCAAGACUACACGAAGCACGAGCUGGCAAUAUGAACUACGGCAAAUGGAAAAGCGCAAUCGUUAUCUGGCAGAGGAAGUGCAAACCUUACUCGCAGCUAAAAAGAAGAGAAAGCGCAGAAAGGGUACUGGACAGAUGCAGAAAGACUGUGCAAACUGCCAUACACGAACCACGCCUGAAUGGCGUAGAGGUCCUUCUGGGAAGCGGGAUUUAUGCAAUUCAUGUGGAUUGCGAUGGGCCAAGCAGCAAGGUCGGGUGUCGCCGCGAACCUCUUCUGCAGCCAGCGACAAGAGCAGAAAGAGCGCCUCGCCACGCCACUACCCGAACCAUCAAACCCUCAUGCCCAAUGUCAUAUCUGAGACCGGCCAAACGUCGUCCAUUCCGUCCACACUUGCGCCUCCGAGCAAACGGUCUCCUGAACAAGGGGGUAUUGGCGACAUACACGCGGCAAAAGCUGCUCGUCUAGAGGCUGCUGCGUCGCAGGGCUUCAUCCCUCAGCCGAAGAUCGACGAGGGUAUCGAACCGCUUGACGAGUGA
Dothidotthia symphoricarpi CBS 119687 is the source of this 3195-nucleotide messenger RNA. RefSeq names its product blue light regulator 1. Gene Ontology annotation, biological process: regulation of DNA-templated transcription. Gene Ontology annotation, cellular component: nucleus. The transcript has 4 exons. Lineage: Eukaryota; Fungi; Ascomycota; Dothideomycetes; Pleosporales; Dothidotthiaceae. Bases 1 to 3195 code for a protein of 1064 amino acids. The record is from RefSeq and is a predicted model, not a curated record. Gene Ontology annotation, molecular function: protein binding; sequence-specific DNA binding; zinc ion binding.